UUGCCUUAGUUAUUGCUUCCUCUUUUAGAAAGUUUCUUGAUCUUAGCCUGUCAUUGGCUCCGCACUCUUUUAACUAUGCUAUUCUUUCAUGAUCCUCUUAGUGCCCCAGAAACCAGUUGGCAUUUCUUGCAACAACUGUUAGAGAAGACUAAGGGUCUGGACUCUUCUGGGUUCCUAGAUGAGAGUCUUGUGAGAAUUCUAUGUAGUUGAGGAAUGAAUGAAAGCCAGUCAGGCUCUGCCCUACAGGAGAGGAAAAUAACUGAAAUACCAAUCAUUUUCCUCAUUUCUCUGACAUACUUUUCUUUCUUCAUAGCACCUGGAAUGGAUAAAAAUGGCUGUUUUUGUUACUUCCCAUGAGGUUCUGUAUCUGGAAUGAGAACUAUGAACUUAAUCUAGAGUAGGACAUUUCUAAGGAAAUGGAAUGGCAUUGGGCAGCACCAGGAGGACCUGCAAGGAAUAUUUGAGGGCACAGAGCUACAAAGGUUGUCAACAGAAGAAUUUAUGGGAAACAAUUGAUCAGAAACACUAGUAGAGAAACCUUUUAAAUUUCUUCAAGCAGUGGAAAAAUUGAGUCUUGGUUCAAAUUAAGGAAAAUCUACACUGAAGAGAAAAUCAAAUAAAGUCUGAAAUAUAAAAAGUAUGUUGCUUAACACCCUAAUGUAAAUUUAGGAAAACAAAUGAAAGGGCAGAUCCUUUUAAAAUUUCUUAACUAUGGCACAAUGUUUGUAAAACUUUUGGACUCAUCUCUAAAAAUUGCCAUGAUUCUGAAACUCGAUAAUAUCCCAAAUAUGGAACAGUUUCAAUGAAAAAUAACACUUGAGAAUACACCAGACGUACACAAGGAUGAUCUGAGUGUGGAAAAGUGCCGCUAACUAAUAAAUCACAUACUUUCAGAUUACCUUGGUAAACAUAAGGAACAGUCAAGUUAAAGCUCAGUCUUUAACAAUGCUGUGCUGAAUGCAAUAAAAGUUGGAUUUCAUUCCUAUGGAGAACAGAACCUGCUUUCUUCUUCACCUAAGGAUACCAUACAGCUGUUCCCAAAGUCCAGCUCUCCAGAUAUCCCAGUGUCAGGGUAGAUUGGAGUCUCUAUCCAGGCAGAUGGCCUGCUGCCCAGUGAACACUAUGUACAGAGCAAUAUGAGCACCAUUUUCUUUUCUGGCAGUGAGGUAAAAUCAGGUCAUUUUGGAAGAGGAGAAGCCACACUGCAUCUCUGCUACACAAGAUUACUCUGUCCUUACCUUUGAGGCUUUCACACUCCCUUCUUCUCAAGCACCACUUUUUAUUGAGACUUAUCUCACCUGGGUCUAUUCUUGUGGGCACAUCUUGCCUUCUCUCUUCCUCUUGUGUCUUUUCCUUGUUGAGUUAGGGAGAGUAUGCAGGCAUUCCUCUUAUUCCUGACUGGUGCUGCUAUAUCUGUCAAGGGAGAGGAGAAGGAGCAGGGGGUUCUGAAAACUGAUCAUCCAUGUCUUACAGGAACAACAGCUAGACAGGACUUUGGCAGUGGCAGCUUUCUGAGCUCAUAAGACCUUUACCUCUAGACUAGCACUGCAAUCAUGAGCCCUUAUCUCUUUUAGUCCAUUGCCCUUCAGUACAAAUGCCUGUGCCUUCUGGGGCUUUGAGCUAGUUUUUGUGGGUUUGUUUUGUUUUGUUUUUAAUUUUUUUUUCCAAUUCAGUAAGGCUUUCCCUUUUUUUUCUCCUGUUGGUUGUUUGAAACCAAAUUCAGUAUGAAUAAGAGAGGGAAAUACACAACAUUGAAUUUAGAGGAGAAAAUGAAGGUUCUAAGUAGGAUUGAAGCUGGACGGUCUCUUAAAAGUGUAAUGGAUGAAUUUGGAAUCAGUAAAUCAACAUUUUAUGACAUUAAAAAGAAUAAGAAAUUGAUUUUGGACUUUGUACUAAGGCAGGACAUGCCAUUAGUAGGGGCUGAGAAGAGAAAGAGGACCACAGGAGCCAAAUAUGGAGAUGUGGACGAUGCAGUCUACAUGUGGUACCAACAAAAACACUCAGCUGGUGUCCCUGUUAGAGGUGUGGAGCUUCAGGCUGCUGCAGAGAGAUUCGCCCAGUGUUUUGGGCGAACAGACUUCAAAGCUAGCACUGGUUGGCUUUUUAGAUUUCGAAAUAGGCACGCAAUUGGGAACCAAAAAGUAUGUGGGGAACAAGUCCUAAGUUCAGCUUCAGAAAAUGUUGAGCCAUUUCGGCAAAAAUUGUCCAUGCUUAUCAAGGAGGAGAAACUGCAUCUAGCUCAGCUGUACAGUGGGGAUGAAACUGACCUCUUUUGGAAGUCAAUGCCAGAAAACACUCAGGCAAGCAGAAAAGAUAUCUGCCUGCCCGGGAGAAAAAUAAACAAAGAAAAGUUGUCUGCUCUUUUAUGUGCAAAUGCAGAUGGAACUCAUAAGUUAAAGUCAAUCAUUAUUGGAAAAUCGAGGUUGCCCAAAAAUGUGAAAGAGGAUACAAGUACAUUACCUGUGAUAUAUAAACCUAGUAAGGAUGUUUGGUUCACCAGAGAAUUGUUUUCAGAAUGGUUCUUUCAAAACUUUGUUCCUGAGGUCAGGCAUUUUCAACUUAAUGUUCUAAGAUUCCAUGAAGAGGACGUCAGAGCCUUGUUACUUCUGGACAGUUCUCCAGUUCACCCUUCCACUGAAUCACUAACCAGUGAGGAUGGUCGAAUAAAAUGCAUGUUUUUUCCCCGUAACACUUCAACCUUGAUUCAACCAAUGAAUCAAGGUGUGAUCUUGAGCUGCAAACGACUUUAUAGGUGGAGGCAACUUGAAGAGAGUCUUGUCAUUUUCGAAGAAAGUGAUGAUGAGCAAGAUAAAGGAGAAAAAGGAGUUUCCAAGAUUAAAAUCUACAACAUAAAAAGUGCAAUUUUUAACUGGGCAAAGAGUUGGGAUGAAGUAAAACAAAUAACCAUAGCAAAUGCAUGGGAAAAUCUUCUUUACAAAAAGGAACCUGAAUAUGAUCUUCAAGGCUUAGAAGAUGGGGAUUAUAGAGAAAUUCUUGAGAAAUGUGGGGAGUUGGAAACCAAGCUGGAUGAUGAUAGGGUGUGGUUAAAUGGGGAUGAUGAAGAAAAGGGUAGUCUCCCCAAAACAAAAGGUGGGAUUACAAAGGAAGUUGUUCAAAAAGGAGGAGGAACUGAAGAGCAGACUGCUGAGUUUAAGUUAUCUGCAGUCAGAGAGAGUUUAGACUACCUUCUUGACUUUGUUGAUGCCACACCUGAAUUUCAAAGGUUCCAUUUCACACUGAAAGAGAUGCAACAGGAAGUAAUCAAGAAACAGUUCCAGAGUAGAAUCCAUUCUAGAAUUGGUAGCUUUUUGAAACCUAGGCCUCAUAAUAUUAGGGAUUCCUUCAAUAUGCCUUCAACUUCUGGUUCUAGUAAUUAGAUUUUGUGUUUAAAGAGUUCUGCAGUUAUGAUAAUAUAUGAUGUAGACCUGUUGGGAAUUGUCAUGGUUUUUAUCAACAGAACUCAUUUUGCAUAUCAAUGUCUACUUAAAUAGUUUAUAAAGUAUACAAUUUGAAAAUAAUAAAUUUGUUUCU
This is a messenger RNA of Ceratotherium simum simum (southern white rhinoceros), 3531 nucleotides long. The record is from RefSeq and is a predicted model, not a curated record. Lineage: Eukaryota; Metazoa; Chordata; Mammalia; Perissodactyla; Rhinocerotidae.